Molecule: messenger RNA, 863 nt
Organism: Eurytemora carolleeae
Lineage: Eukaryota; Metazoa; Arthropoda; Copepoda; Calanoida; Temoridae
Product: protein SDE2 homolog
Exons: 6
Coding region: 18-737 (239 amino acids)
Cellular component (GO): nucleus
Source: RefSeq, a predicted model, not a curated record
AAUUAUUUUUCAGAACGAUGUUUGUAAAAAGUCCCCAGCAGGCCCUAUACUGGUUUGACGGAGUAAAAACAGGACAGGAUGCUCUUGAUGCUCUAGAGGCAAAGGAGCAGCUUCCUUUAGCUGUCCGACUGGAACAAAAUGGAAAAGUUGUCGAAUUUUAUGAUUCACAAUUGGAUAAUGUUACCCUGUACAUCAUACCAAAAGAUGGUCUGGUCGGAGGAAAAGGCGGAUUCGGAUCCAUGUUGAGGUCCAUCGGAGCACAGAUAGAGCGAACAACAAACCAUGAGGCUAUGCGAGACCUAUCUGGGCGUCGGCAGAGGGAUGUUAACAAUGAGCGUCGGCUGAAGGAAUACAUUGCAGGAACAGCUGAGAGGGAGAAGGUUAAAGAGGAGAAUAAAGAGAAAAAACUAGAAAAACUCAGGCGAAUUGCUGCCGGGGAAAAUAAGUGUAAACAUGAUUUCAGUGAUCCAGCCUAUGACAAGGUUCGUUCUGAGACCGAGGAGAAAGUUCAUGAUGCUGUUGAGGCCGCGAUGGCAGUAGCCUCGGCAGCCUCCUCCUCUAAACAAGAGGAUAAGCUGGGCAAGCGAGGUUCAACAGAGGCAUCAGCAGGUCCUCCAAAGAAGCGCGGAUUAUGGAUUGGGGACGGACUGGAGGGAUUAUCCGACCUAUCAGAUUCAGAUUCAGAUGAAGAAGAUGAAGAGAAGGGAGAAAAAUCUAAAUCUGUAGUCUCCGGCUGAGCUCCCCACCCCCCUCAUCUGUGACCACUCCAUCCCCCUCUUUAAUUUACAACUUUUACAGUACAUUCAUAGAUUUUAAUAUUUACUUGGAACAAAUCUCAAUAAUUGACUAUUUUCAGAAAAAAA